AUGGAUGAUCCAAAACCCAAGAAACUCACCCUCUCCUGUUCCCGGUGUCGUACCGCUAAGUUAAAAUGUGAUCGCAAAGAGCCCUGUUUGGAGUGCAUAAAGCGCGACUGCGCUCACCUCUGUACCAAAGAUGUGCGUCAGCCGAGAGCCAAGCGCACUAAAACCCAACAAACAGAGCAAAAAGAUAACCAGGUCAAUUCAAAAAAAGAGGAACAGCCUGAAGUAGAAGAAACAGCGCUGGCUUUGGAGCAUUUUGUGGAUGUCACCCCUUUUCGCACUGAAUCAGAGGGCGUGGCGCCUGAUAUCCCUAAUCCAUACUGGGUGACGCAAAGCCCGCACAGGGACAAGCAAAAAUUUGAACUGAUACGAGAUGUGAUUCAAACUCUACCAGAAUGGGAUGUCAUUCAAACUCUGUAUGAGAUCUUUGUCAUACGUUGCCAGGGCCCACUAGGAAAUGUUGUGCACACCCCGAGCUUCAUGAAGCAAGCCGAUCAAUUGUCCCAAUGUUUAAACUCACCCUACCCUGAUGCGGCUAUUGCCACUACAAUACCAUUAGAUUCUCUUGCUGUUUUACUUCUCGCGCUAGUGCUUGGUCUUGCAUUCCAUCCAACGCCAUCCCUUAUAGGAUUUCAGUCCACUCCUCAGACAUCUCGUGUGGAGCAACUUCGUGCCUCUGAAGAGUCUACCUCCACGUGGCGGUUCCUUGGUCUCCGCUGUCUCCGGGGAAGUAUUUCCGUAUUUUGUGGCUCUAUCGCAAGUUUGCAGGCAGCCGUCAUGCUUUUGUUAGAUGCAAAAGAGUCCUCAAUAGAGCUUGACGCACUAAUAGUCACAGCAAUUGCAGGCGCGCGCAAACUUGGACUGCAUCAAUUGGGCAACGCCGCCUUGAAUGAUUCGUCACCUUCGAAUGAUGGCCCUGCGAUCGUCGAGUCGCGAAUUCGCACUGAGAUCGCUAUUCGCAUUUGGUGGGCUCUCGUCAUGAGAGACUGGUCGCGUGGACAAGCUCUUGGCUACUAUACCAUCCGCCCCUCGCAGUUUAAUACCAGGAUGCCAUUGCACCUUAACGAUGAAGAUAUUUACGUUGAAAACGGUAUACCAAUCGAGCGACCUAGGUCCGAAUUUACGAUGCUCUCUUAUACGGUGCACGCUUUAGAGCUAUCUGUCAUUGUGCGAGAAUCGAUUGACCUUAAAGAUGCUGGGAAUGAAGCUGCCAGGCAGCGUCAAGAUCUCAAUCGAAAAUACGAGAAUUAUGUGGCUAACUUGCCCUCUUAUUUCCGAUUGGGGAGUACCGUCGGUAUCACAGCCGUGGGCCCCAUGGCCGGCAUUCCACCCAAGCGAUUCAUGCUCCAUCAACAAUUGUGGAGUCUACUCCUUCGCCUCCAUCGUUCCAAUAUUAUAUCCCCAAUGGGACGUGCAUUCUGCCAACAGCUGGCUCAUAAUAUUAUCAGUACCCAAGUUCAGAUUCAAUCCCGGUGUGCGGUUUGUGGCUCUUUGAGUAGUAACGAAACGCAAAUUUUCAGUGCGACCGUUGUUUUGGUAUUGGGGUUGUUAUUUAGCAACCCGUCAACCGAGGUCGAGCAAUCAAGUGCCCAGCUCAGUCGGCUAAUGACACGCGAUCAAAUUCGAGAAGCCAUUGAGUUACUGCGUACGAGAGGCUCACCGAAGAUAAACCCCGAAGAAAAUGUGCAGCUACUUCACAGCGGGGCGUCGCGAGGUGUUUUGGCUCUUGAAGCACUAAUGAAGUUGGAGGAGAGAUCAGGGAGCAGUUUCAAUCGUGACGAGGGAGAAAGCCAAAAUCAUUCCCUUUAUCACCAGGUGGUAGGGAUUCUCAAGACUUUGAAUGGCUCCCUCGCACUAUCUACACACAUACCGAGUCUAUCGACACCUGGGGAUACGCCUUUGACUUUCUCUAUGCCUGCCACAGAUGAGUUUUCUGAUUUAGAUGUCAUGCCCAUUCUUUCUAAUGGUAUGACUCCUGAUAUGUGGGACCUGUUGGAUUUCUAUCCACCAGACGAUGAGGAUAAUUUCAAAAGCGCAAUUGCCUCAUGGGAUUUGCCAGAGUGA
Molecule: messenger RNA, 2061 nt
Organism: Penicillium angulare
Lineage: Eukaryota; Fungi; Ascomycota; Eurotiomycetes; Eurotiales; Aspergillaceae
Product: putative C6 transcription factor
Exons: 4
Coding region: 1-2061 (686 amino acids)
Biological process (GO): regulation of DNA-templated transcription
Molecular function (GO): zinc ion binding; DNA-binding transcription factor activity, RNA polymerase II-specific
Source: RefSeq, a predicted model, not a curated record